AUGCAGGACAAAAAGUCCAUCCCGCGCUUCUCCAGCUUUAAACCUCCUCCCCCGAAGCCUGAUCUACCAAGUGAUCGCCGCCGCGAAACAUCUCAGCAAGACGAUCGUGACUCUCAUAGGUCAAAACACGGUCGAAAUGAACGCCGGUCUCGCUCGCCUGGAUGCUCCGAUCGCAAUGACAGAGCUCGAUCCUUGGAUCGAUCUGCACGUUCAAAAGGGCGGCGCCAUAGUCCUUCACGUAAUCGUCGCAGAUCUAGAGAACGGCAACAAUCGCGCGACCACCGUGAAUCACGGAGCACCAAAGGAGAAACUCAGGGGGAUGAAGCUCAUGCUCUUCGUGCCUUGAGCGAGGCCAGAAAUCAGCCGCCUAAUGAUGAGCAUGAUCUCUUUAUUAUCGAUCGGAGAGGAGACCGGCACAAUAUCACCUACGGCGCCACACACCGUUAUGCCGUCCCCAACUUUCGCCGGGCUGGUAGUGGGCGAGUCAUUGGGAUUAACACGAGGUACUCGAUUGAUCGUGAACACCGGGAAACCGACACUUUGGUUUUACGCACCAGAGAACAAGGAUUUGCGGACGGGGCCAGGUCUAAAUCAACCAGGCUUAUGUCCAAAGGCUUCACUCAGCCAACACAGCUGUUUCGCCUCAAAGCAGAAGGUAUCAGUGGCGCGGCUUUUGAGCACAUGCAAGACUUCAUACAGUUCGACUCUACAACUCAGCACAACCCCUACGAUGAUAAUGACUCGGCCGACGACCGUCAUGCUUACCGGUCGAUAUAUGGAAAAGCAAAGGAUGAAGACGUGGUUCCGGGAGAGCUGGAAUCACUGCCUGAUUCCAUUACCCUGGAACAGGAUAUUCAAGUCGACAUUGAUGCGGACAGAAAGGCCCGCAAUGCCGAGCUAUCGCGUGCCAUAGAAUCUCACCCGAUGGACGUUGCAGCUUGGCUCAGGUUAAUCGAUCACCAGGACACGCUAAUUCUUGGUGCAACCGACGAGUCUCGUUCCUUUACCUACGCUGAGCGACAAAGCUUGGCCGAAGUUAAGUUGUCUCUCUAUGAGAAAGCUCUCAAAAAGGUGGGCGAAAGUCCUCACAGGGAUCGUCUUCUUCUGGGUCGACUGUACGAGGGUGCAAAAUUAUGGAAUAGAGAAAAUCUUUUAGCUGAGUGGAAGGGUGUGCUGAAGAAAAACCCUGCGUUUAUCGGUCUCUGGGUCAAAUACAUCGACUUCCGCCAGACAGAUUUCCAAGAUUUUGCUUUCGAGCAAUGCAAUUCAAUUUUCAUUGACUGUUUGAGACUCAAUGCAUCGAGCGCAGCAAGUCCUUACAAAACGCAAGUCCAAUGUUACUUGUUCCUGCGCUUGACCCUCUUUCUACGCGAAUCGGGAUAUAUUGAACUCUCCGUCGGUCUCUGGCAGGCAGUGCUGGAGUUUACCUGUUUCAGGCCAUCAUCUUUCGCUGAAGACAACGACAAAGAAGGUGCUCUUUCUUCCUUUGCCAACUUUUGGGAGUCAGAAGUGGCACGAAUCGGAGAACUUGGCGCAGCAGGCUGGCGAAAUGCCGCAAGCUCUGAUGUCGACCCAAGCACCCAUGUUUACGAGCUUGAAGUCGAUUCUACAGACAUUUUGACCUCUUGGGCUAACGCGGAGAGGGAGCGACUUCUGGACUCCCAAAUGCCAGCGCGAAGCAUCGAUGAUUUCAAAUCCGGCAUGGACGAUGCGUACACAGUGGUUCUUUUCUCAGACUUACAGAAUAUUCUGCCGUUAUUCUGGGAAGUGAAUAACCUGGAUGAUCUUAUUGACAGCUUCCUAUAUUUCUGUCAUUUGCCACACCUGACAGUCCCUCAGAAUGCUCCGACCACCCGUUUAUGGAGUGGGGACAAUUUUGUGCGGAAUGAAAUCUUGGACAAUGCUCAAAAUGAUCUAUCUCCUUGGAUGUCGACCCAGGGGGAUAACUCACAAGCAUCCAAAUUGCCUUUUUCCUUCCAGGUUUCCAACUUUCUUCACACGACUGAUACUAUGUUCGCUGCGCCUGGAGAAUGGUUCUCCUCACUUCAAGCAUGGGCCAAAAACGCUUCGAGCAAAUCAUCGGUCAUCAAUUCAAACUGGGUGCGACAGACCCUUCGCACCUUGGCGGAGAUUCUUCCGACCGAUAAUGAAUUGGCUGAGUGUGCCUUAGCAGUCGACUUUGCCUGCGAUCGAGACGCAGCCAAUAAAUUCGCAAAGCGGUUAUUGAAGACAAGGUCUUCGAACUUGAGACUCUAUAAUUGCUUUGCUCUGAUGCAGUCUCGCACUGGGGCCCAAUCGACUGCAAACCAUGUAUGGUCCACUGCACUCACGAUGAGCAAAGACUUCGAGGACUAUGACAAGAUCGACUGCGGUCUUCUGUGGAACUCGUGGACGUGGGAGAGCCUUCAGAAUGGAGACCUCGUGCGCGCUUCAUAUGUCCUGCAUGCGAUGUUGUCCAAGAGUAUUGAUCUCGCUUCCUUUUCCGUGGCUUCUGAUCCUGUACAUUUCAGUGCUACCAGUAUGCUGCGCGUCCAAAGUUUUCUAAGCGAGUCUCAAGAGAGGGCGCUAGCCUACAGGAAGCCUCAGGUGUACUCUUCUUACACAGACUGUCUUGCCUUGCUUCUAUACAUCGUGGAAGGCUCUUUCGAGGCAUCCCUUAAGAUCUACGCAUCAGCGGUUCUGAGGCUUAGAAAUUUACCCGUGCAGGAAGAGAACAUGAAGGCUUUCACCGCGGAGUUGCUGCAUCAGUCUCGGGCGAGACUGAUUUAUUUCCAUGUUGAACGGAAAGGAAAUUUCAAGCCGAUCCAGAUUCACAAUCUUCUCAAAGAGAGCAUAUCCAUCUUCCCUCACAACACACUCUUCCUCUCGCUCUUUAUGUGGAAUGAAGCCCGCUUCCCGAUCUUUGAUCGGAUUCGGGACAUUCACGAUCUCACCAAAAGCACCGACCCAGACAGUCGGUAUCGACUCGACGGUGACUUCGGCCUCCGAGGCAUCGCUCAGAGUACACCCAUCUCCACUCACCUCUUCUCCAUUUAUAAUGAACUGUGCCGUCCGGUAUUCACUGGCAGUACUGCUCACUCCGCACGAGCCGCCUUCGAGAAAGCAAUUGGCGAACAUUCCGCCCUAGCUUCAAUCAAGCCAGGCGACAGGGAUACACACUACAGCUUUGACGUCGACAGUGCACGGUCAAAUCUUGCUGUCUGGAAGCUCUACAUCUCCUUUGAACUCUAUCAGACUCGGGAUAUCCAUGCUGCAAAAGCUGUGUUUUACCGAGCCAUUCGCGCCUGUCCCUGGUCCAAAGAGCUUAUCAUGCUUGCUUUCGAGCAUCUUCGAGAGGACCUAGUCCAGCGUCAUCCCAAAAUCCUCAGCAGGAAACAGACCGUGGCCUCCGGCUUCAAUUUCGACGAGCUCUGCCAGCUGUACAAUAUUCUCAUUGAAAAGCAAUUGCGGGUGCAUUUGAAUAUUCAGAACGACAUUUUUGAUGUUCUUGCUCAGCGGCGUAUCGCUUCUGAGUCAACCGAAGGACCCGAAGAUUCUCCAUGA
This is a messenger RNA of Penicillium atrosanguineum, 3543 nucleotides long. RefSeq lists its product as uncharacterized. The coding region runs from base 1 to 3543 and encodes 1180 amino acids. Gene Ontology annotation, biological process: regulatory ncRNA-mediated post-transcriptional gene silencing; negative regulation of RNA catabolic process. Lineage: Eukaryota; Fungi; Ascomycota; Eurotiomycetes; Eurotiales; Aspergillaceae. The record is from RefSeq and is a predicted model, not a curated record. The transcript has a single exon. Gene Ontology annotation, cellular component: catalytic step 2 spliceosome.